Diabrotica balteata is the source of this 933-nucleotide messenger RNA. NCBI's taxonomy places the organism in Eukaryota, Metazoa, Arthropoda, Insecta, Coleoptera, Chrysomelidae. The record is from the annotation of a GenBank genome assembly.
GAAGGAUUAAAGUUAUCGAUUUUCGAGAAUAUUCGAGGGAAGAUUGGUUGUCGUUGUAGCUCGGAUAUAAAUCGCUCAUUGCCGGGUUGUCCUGUCAAUUCAAUCAGACAGUCAGUGUCAGUGAGUUUCAAACUGAAAAAUAUAUUUGGAGGGCGAAUAAUAAAGUAAUUUUGUUAUUUACAUAGUAUUAGUGAAGUGAAAUAUGUCUCUGCUUCCAUAUUUGUUUGGCGAUAGCUACUACACACGACCAUCAAGACUAUUUGAUCAACAUUUUGGACUAGUUUUGGAGCCAGAAGAUUUGGUACAACCUGUCUCCAGACAGUUCCUCAGAUGCCCUGCCGGAUAUCUCAGAAAUUGGCAGUCUGCAUCGUCUGGAAAUGAUUCCGGCUCUACAGUAAAUUAUGGAAAAGACCAAUUCUCGGCCAACCUAGAUGUCCAACAAUUUAAACCUGAAGAAAUAUCUGUGAAAGUAACAGGAGAUCGGGAGGUUACCAUUGAAGGAAAACACGAAGAAAAAGAGGACGAACAUGGGCAUAUUUACAGACACUUCAUCAGAAGAUACGUUUUGCCUAAAAAUUACGAUAUGGGUAAAAUCGAGUCGAAGCUGUCCUCAGACGGUGUUCUCUCCAUCACCGCCCCGAAAGUAGCUGUUGGGGAAAUAAAACACAAAAGUAUUGCCAUCGAACAAACAGGUCAACCUGCAAAAUCAGUAGAAGGAGGAAAAGGAGCUGGUGAUAAGUGAAAUUAAAAUGUUCACUAGAUCUUCAAAUCAUCAUUUCUUAUUUGUUUAGUUCAUGGUUUUGUGUACAUUGUAUAGAUACUAUUAGUAUAAAUUCAUCUCUUUAUAUUUACAAAUCAUCUUAGUUUGUAUUAUUGUAAGACUGAUUUCAUCUAAUGUUUAAUUUUUUGGUAUUUUCAGUAUAAAAUAAUAUC